Hylaeus anthracinus is the source of this 2149-nucleotide messenger RNA. It is a transcript of the gene Rnmt, whose product is annotated as mRNA cap guanine-N7 methyltransferase. The record is from RefSeq and is a predicted model, not a curated record. Gene Ontology annotation, cellular component: nucleus. The transcript is spliced from 7 exons. Gene Ontology annotation, molecular function: mRNA 5'-cap (guanine-N7-)-methyltransferase activity. Lineage: Eukaryota; Metazoa; Arthropoda; Insecta; Hymenoptera; Colletidae. Bases 233 to 1582 code for a protein of 449 amino acids. Gene Ontology annotation, biological process: 7-methylguanosine mRNA capping.
CGGUUCGUUACAUUGGAAAUAAAGCAAUGUCGAAGAACUGUAAGCACCACCGACUCUAUAGUAUAGCGUGCGUGAUUUCUUGCAAGAGGUUUGUUUUUAUUUGAACUUGGAUUAUUGUGAUGAUUUGUAUAAGUGUGUUUAUAGUGCAACAUCCGCUAGCGUACGCAAGCAUUCAUUAAGAUAAUACGCAAAGUUGAUUUCAUAUUAUCAUAAAAUUGUCUCCUACAUCGAAAUGUCUGCACCUUGUCUUGAUGCAACAAAGGAGGCCAAAGAAAAACAAGACGCAUCAUCAUCAGAGCAAAGUAGUAUUGUAAAGAAAUCACCUGAGACAAGUUCACAAACGUCCAGCUUAAAGAAGGAACGUGAACCUGAUACAAAUGACAACAGCUGUAUACAACCUGAAAAAAGAAGAAUAGCUGGGUCUCCAGACCCAGAAUCAUCUAAGCUUAACAAUACUCCUUCAGAUCUAUCUUCUGGCAGCAGUAGAGAAAAGGAAGAACCAUGUAAAUCGGAAGCAAAUACUGACAAUACACAAUUAAUUGCAGAACAUUAUAACAUGAUAGAAGACAAAGGACUAUCGUGCAGAAAUCAAAGUCGCAUCUUAUAUAUGAGAAAUUUCAAUAAUUGGAUUAAGAGCAUGCUUAUAUCUGAAUAUAUUGAUAAGGUUAAACAGGAUAAAGUGCAUGGAUCUUCUUUAAAGGUAUUAGAUAUGUGUUGUGGGAAGGGAGGAGAUCUACUUAAAUGGAAGAAAGGAAAUGUAACGCACGUUAUUUGCACUGAUUUGGCUAAAAUAUCUGUUGAUCAAUGCCAAAAUCGAUAUAAUGAAUUAGUGAAUAAAAGUUCCAAUGACUGUGGAUUUGAUCCUAUUUUCACUGCUGAAUUUAUAGUAGCAGAUUGUACCAAGGGCCAAUUAAGAGAAAAAUAUAAGGAUGCCAGUGUGCAACUCGAUUUGGUCAGCUGCCAAUUUGCAUUCCAUUAUAGCUUUGAAACAUUACCACAAGCAGAAUGUAUGAUAAAAAAUGCUAGCGAAUGUCUUAGAACAGGAGGUUACUUUAUUGGGACUAUUCCAGAUGCAUAUGAUCUAGUUUCUAGGUGGCAAAAAUGCAAUAGUAACAAGAUUGGAAAUGAUAUUUAUAGCAUAGAAUUUCUAUGCGACAAAGUGAAACCACCUCUUUUUGGAGCUAAAUACAGUUUUCACCUAGAAGGUGUCGUGAAUUGCCCAGAAUUUCUUGUUCAUUUACCUACGUUUUGUAAAUUAGCUUCAAAAUAUGGUUUAGAAUUAGUGACAUUCGAAAGAUUUGAGAACUAUUAUGAACGUAUGAAAGACGAAGGCAAAUUAUUACUUAGUAAAAUGCAAGCUUUAGAAACUUAUCCACCAUAUCAUGGGGUACCGCUUCUUGGCCAACCUGGGCAAGAUUAUCAGCAUGUUAUACAGUAUAUGCAAAAUAUACCAAAUCAUCGUAAAGUCGGUACUCUGUCUGGAGCGGAAUGGGAAGUUACUUCAUUGUAUGCUGUAUUCGUCUUUCAAAAGCUUAAAAUGGUGAGGAAUAGCGAAGGAAAGCCAGAAUAUGUAAAAUUAUAAGAAUUAGGAGCUCGUUAGGAAUUAAAAAUUAGGAAUAGUUUAGAAAUUACAAGUUUAAAAAAAAAUUAUGAUCAAUGACUUUAUAUUGUACAAACUAGUCUGUUACUAUAGAAUUACACAUAUGUAAAACUAUAGUAUACAGUCGGUGAUAUUUUAUAUAAUCUUUUUUUAAUGAGUUUCAAUAAUACAUCACGCAUAAUAAUCGAAUCUAUUAUAAAUUUUCAUCUGUAUAACUGUCUGUAUAAAAUAUGACUUAUAUAAAUUGUUUAUAGAGUCUGAUCGCUGUUUACAUAAAGUUGAAAUUUGACAAUUCAGUACUGUCGCUUGUAUAAUAACAUAAGAUGAUUGUAUAAAGUAUUUAACACACAUUUUUAUUUGUUUAAUAAUUUUAAGUGUAUUUAUCUAAGACAAGAAAUGUAUCUACCUAAAACUUGUGUUAGGUACAUCUAUGAAUUAAGAAAAGAAAAAGAAAACAUGAAAUUUUGACAUGUAUUAGAAAGUCAAGAUGUAUUGUUUAUUUUAGUUUUUAUAAGAAAAAAAAAGUAAAUAAAAACCGCUAUUAAUGUA